Ceutorhynchus assimilis (cabbage seed weevil) is the source of this 2045-nucleotide messenger RNA. The record is from the annotation of a GenBank genome assembly. NCBI's taxonomy places the organism in Eukaryota, Metazoa, Arthropoda, Insecta, Coleoptera, Curculionidae.
AGAUAGUUGCAUUCAUUUGGUGGUAAAACAAUGUUUUUCAACAUUUUUCUAGUGUUAUUUUCAAUUCUACAUCAAUGUCUUGCAUCAAAUAUAUUGGCAGUUUUCAUAUUUCCUGGAAUAAGUCACUUCAUGAUGUUUCAGCCUCUAUUAAAAGAACUAGCUAAUAGAGGACAUAAUGUUGAUGUCGUUAGUCACUUUCCUUCGACUACGCCAAUUGAAAGAUACACUGACAUCUCAAUCAGAGGUUUGACUCAAAUAGUAACAAACAAUUUAACAUUUUCUGCAGCCAAAGACUGUCAAGGACAAAGAAUGAUAAAAAUGUUAGCUCGAGAGGGUGGUUCAGACUUAUGCGAUACUAUCCUCAAAUCGCCCAUAUUACAAAAAUUGAAAAACUCUACCAAAAACUACGAUUUAGUUAUCACUCAACUAUUUAGCACUGAAUGUAUGUUGGGAUGGGGUUGGCAUUUUGGUGUACCGAACGUUGUGUUGACUUCGAGUGUUAAUUUGCCAUGGGCUUCGGAAAGGUUUGGACUACCUGAUAAUCCUGCUUAUGUGCCGAAUUAUUUUGGGAAAAGUGGGACAGUGAUGAACCUUCACGAGAGGAUUGUGAAUACAUGGUUGCUUGUAAUAUCAAAAUUAAUUUACUAUUUGUAUAGUACCCAGCCCUCAAAUCGCAUAGCCAAAGAAUUCUUCGGGAAAGAUAUGCCAGAUUUGGACAUCUUAGCCUAUAAUACCAGUUUGCAUCUAAUUAACACACAUGUCAGCAUUCACACUUCUAGGCCACUACCGCCAAAUGUAAUUGAAGUUUCUGGAUUACAUAUCAUGAAACCAAAGCCACUGAAUGAGCAUCUUAAUAAAACUCUUACGACUGACAAAAAGGGUAUUAUCUGUUUCUCAUUGGGUUCAAUAAUUACAUCUGAAACAACACCAGAUAGUAUGAUGCAAGCAAUGUUUGAUGCAUUUUCAGAACUUCCAUACAAAGUGAUUUGGAAAGCAAAAAGGGAAAAUUUUUCAAAAAUAUUAAAGGUGCCCGACAAUAUUCAUUUUGAAGCUUGGCUACCACAAUUAGAUAUUUUGUGCGAUCCAAGAGUAAAACUCUUUGUCUCCCACGGAGGUAUGUUGGGAUCACAAGAAGCAGUCUACUGUGGAGUCCCAAUGCUUAUGAUUCCAUAUGUUGUGGAUCAACAUUUGAACAGUAAAGAAUCGGAAUUGAUGGGCUACGCUUUGAAGUUGGAUUCUGACAAAAUUACCAAAGAAACUAUGCUGCUGGCAAUGAAAAAAUUAUUGGAUGAGCCAAUUUAUAAACAAACAAUGAACAAAGUCUCUGACCAAUUCAGAGACAGGCCUUUAUCAGCUAUGGACACUGCUAUCUAUUGGAUAGAGUACGUUAUCAGACACCAAGGGGCGCCCCAUUUGCAAAGCCCUAUAAAAAAUCUAUAUUGGUAUCAAUAUUACCUUUUAGACGUUGUAGCUGUUUCCAUUGGAAUACCUUUAGUUUUACUUAUUUUAUGUAUAAAGUUACUUAAAAAUCGUAUUGGUUGUACAAAAGGAACAAAAAUGAAGGUCAAAACGAAAUAAACAAUACAUUUGACAUUGAAAUGAGAUAUGUCUAUUUAAUUUUGUGAUUACAAUAAGAAAAAAAAUCAAAAUGAACUCUAAUUGGAAAAUUAAAAUGUUUAAUUAGUAAAAUAAAAAAAUAAUAUAUUUUUCUUACAUAAGCAUCACUUACUUAAUCAGUAGUGUCAAGGUCAUUAUUUUCUACAAUAUGUAUUUGGGUGCUUCUUCGACGUGACGGAUUUAAUGCAGGACUAACAACUCCUUGAGAAAAUUGAACUCCUUUCCUCUUAGUAAUAUUGCUAGUUCGAUUUUCUUUAUUUUCAGCAUUGCUAUUUUGAUGUUGCUUAAUUUUUGAAGGUGAUGAAUCAGCUUUUACAAAGUCUUCACUUGUAUUUAUUGAUGUAUCUGUGGAAGCAUCUUCUAAGAGAUUUUGUGGGCUUAGUCUUAGUUUGUUUUCUACUGAUUUGAGGCAACUUUUCAAGUCGGAU